AGUAUUUUCCAAGCAUGAAAAAAAAAACCUAUCGUUAUUGCCCUCCGAAGUCUACUUCCAAACUCUCUCUUUGCCUGAUGGCUGAUGCAACCUUCCAAUAACAUAUGAGUUCAAACACAACUGUCUUCAAUUCAAGUUAUAUAUUUUUUCACUAAUUGCACUUUACAUGAUUUAAUCAUAUUAUGGAGUACUAAAAUAGCUUUGAAGUAGGAUAAAAAAAUUACGUUAAAAAGGGAAGAUCAAUUACGUAAUCACAUAUCAAAUACUCCACUACACUUCUCCAUUGGUAACUAUUAUCAAAUUCCUCAAUUUUCUCCUUCUAUUCUUACCAUUUUAUUUAUGUGACACAAUUUAGACUACGACCGUUAAAUGGAUUAAUUUAAUGUUUUUGACUUGUGUGUAGCCAUGGAGUAUUUGCACACGACGAUAAGUAAAAACGUGACACGUUGGCCCAUAACGGGCCCCACACUAUUUUGUUUCUUCAUGACUAAGCUUUAGCCCCUGGGCCCAAUGGAGCUUAUAUACACCAAAUAUUUUAAAAGUCGAAUUACUAACCCACCCAAUAAUGCCACCUGACUCAAAAGAUAUUAUGCAAUGACUAAAUUACCCUCGAUUACCACCUUCACACCCUUUCCCUCUUGCCUUUAAAUACUACACUCUUUACCUUGUUCCCUCCUUGUUCUACUUCUAACUUCCCAACCCCUUCUAUAAGAAAUUUUCCGAUCAUGUUGUCCACUUUCCCGGCCAUUAUUCUGUCCUCCGAUGGAACUUUUCCUAGCCAAUUUUCUUCUUUUUAUGAUGGUUUCUUUCCAUUGAAUUGUCUCGAAUCGACUUUUAUAUUUUCCGAACAAAUGGUAGAAUUGACUUUUCAAACCCCAACCCUUGAAUCGGUUAUUUUUCACUCUGGUUCAGGUUCGGAUAAUUCUAAGCCUGAUUCUCCUAAUUCUAGUUUCGGUUCAGAUGAAUCGAACAUGAAUAAUCAUAGCCCAUGGGAAUGCCUUGAAUCGGCUUUUACAUUACCAGAACAAGGGGUAGAUUCGGUUUUUACACCGAAGCAAUCCCCAACCCCUGAACCGGUCAUUUCAAACUGUGGUUCAGGUCCUGAUAAAUAUAUAACCGAUUCUCCUAAUUCUAGCUCCGGUUCAGAUGAACUAAACAUGAACAAUGAUAGCCCAAACUCCGGUUCGGAUAUUUUGUUCAUAAACGAAAGGAAGCGGAAGCGUAUGAUUUCGAACCGUGAGUCAGCAAGGAGGUCCCGCAUACGAAAAGAAAAACAUCUCGAGAAUUUGAGGAACCAAGCGAACCGGCAUAAAGCUGAAAACCGAGAUUUAACGAACCGGGUUCACUUGGUAACCAGUCAUUGCCAACUUGUCCAAAGAAACAACGAGAUGCUACGAACCGAAUUGGUUUUACUCCAACAAAGACUCGAGAGUAUACGUGAAAUCUUACUCGCACAGCAACUUCAGCAGCAAUUGUACAAUUCCUCUGCAUGGCCAUGCAAUAAUUACGUGGAACAAACACCACAAAUCAUCACUAAUCAACCUAUAAUAUAUCAUCAUUAAAACCUGCAUGGUUAUUAUAAACCUGGAUUAACCAAAAAAGAUUCCCCCCCCCCCC
Nicotiana tabacum (common tobacco) is the source of this 1617-nucleotide messenger RNA. RefSeq lists its product as uncharacterized. Gene Ontology annotation, biological process: positive regulation of DNA-templated transcription. The record is from RefSeq and is a predicted model, not a curated record. Gene Ontology annotation, cellular component: nucleus. Lineage: Eukaryota; Viridiplantae; Streptophyta; Magnoliopsida; Solanales; Solanaceae. Gene Ontology annotation, molecular function: transcription cis-regulatory region binding; DNA-binding transcription factor activity.